Molecule: messenger RNA, 685 nt
Organism: Diprion similis
Lineage: Eukaryota; Metazoa; Arthropoda; Insecta; Hymenoptera; Diprionidae
Exons: 4
Coding region: 146-583 (145 amino acids)
Source: RefSeq, a predicted model, not a curated record
UACCGGUGCUGGGGAUAUAAAAUUUCAAUGCAAUUUGUUAUCCCUCGUGGAUUAUAUGCGCGAGUAACUGCGAAUCGAAUCGGAUCGGCUUGGGUAACAUUCCGUGUUGCAGACUCCUUUCGGCGAACGUUUGUAGAUUCGGAGUAUGUCUGCGGGGAAGACCGAAUCAAGGGGGGAUUCGGGAUCUUCGAGGUCGGCUCUGAGUCCUCAAGCGAAAAAGAAGGAGCGACCACCCUUCAAGUUGUGUUUCGUGAAGCAACAGGAGAGCGGUCGAUCAAAUGUCUCUAUUUGCAAGACAACCGGCAACGUAUUAACUCCGAAAUUUUACUCUCGCGAUGCGGAGCGAUGUGAUUCUCCCGAAAUCACUGAAACAGUGGCUAAAAUCACAGAGGAAGAGCAAAGAGUCCCGAAGACGGUCUAUCGUUGGCCCCUUCUUACCAGUCAUACGUAUGGUUGGUGGCACGAUAGGGGGAUUCAACCGACAGACCCACGCUUCAACUUUCAUAAGAAGACUUCAGAUAUGGUCAGCUACCAAAUGAGGAUCUACGCCGUAGACAGGAAGUUGAAGGGUCUCGGUUAUUAACCUUUCCGAAAGAGUUGGAGCCUCUAUUAUGGCAAAACCUAUAACACCGUAUAAUAUGACAGAGCAGCUAAACUUCGGAAAAAGUCUCCUACUGUAAAAUUU